AUGGAGAAGAAAGGAAAUCGCAAUGCACCAGUCCUAAAAGGCUCUGCGACUGAUUCCAAAAAAGAUGGUGUCAGUAGUAAACCGUGGCCUCGCGGCAGCAGACGCCGCGAGUCCCCGAGCGGCAGCCUUUCAGCCAAGCCGGAGGCGUCCCGGAAGCCGCCGCCGCAGCGCCCCAAGACGUUCGACAAGCGGCUGGGGUCAAGGGGCGCGGGCGCCGUUUCUCGAAACGAGACGGCCUGGUUAGAACCGCAGCAAUGCGAAUACGGUUCGAUUUUCGCGGCGGGCAGCAAAAAGCGCAGCCUUAAUCACCUGUUGAACUUUUCGUACGGCCCCAAAGGCGGGGACUGUUACAAAUCCGAGCAGAGGACCGGCGGCGGGAAGCGGAUGCUGGCUACUAAGAAACACAAGUACAACAAGGAGCAUUUUUUGCAAGCCAAUUGUCAGUUUGUUGUGAACAACGGUGGCGACUACAAGCAAUAUCUUAACGAUCCCGAUGCCUUAGUUCAUUGGGAUUUAAUAGAACAAGUUAACGUUCAAGUGUCCGAUUAUCCUUGUUGUCCGAUAUGCCUUUAUCCACCCGUGGCAGCUAAAAUGACCCGAUGCGGUCAUAUUUACUGUUGGUCCUGCAUUUUGCAUUACUUAUCGCUGUCGGACAAGCCAUCGAGGAAGUGUCCGAUCUGCUUCGAUAACAUUGAAAAACAAGAUCUAAAGAGUGUAAUUGCGAUUUCCCACAUGACAUUUAACACCGCCGAGACGGUGACUUUUAAGUUGAUGAAGCGUCCCAGAAACUGCCUAACAGCUUAUCCAGCCGAUGCAGAUAUUAGAGCUGACACUGCGAUAUUCAACAUGUCUGAUCGGGAAGCUAAAAAUGUCUUCUCCAAACUGUUAUUAGCCGAUAAAGGGGACAUAUUGUCUAUCAUCGAAAGAGAACAUAAUGAAUUAACAACUCAAUUAGAUGGUGAUGAAUCACCUGAACGUUGCUUCAUCGAACAAGCCAUGGUUCUUCUGGAAGAAAGAAAGAAUACAACUUUAUCCAAUUUGGAUGAUGUGAAACUCAAUGACAAUUCGGUACAACUACCUAUUGUUCAGGAAUUUGAAGAGUUGUGCAUAAAGGACUCUGAGAUAAGCGAAAAAGAUGAGACCUCAUCAGGCUGUCAAAUUCCAAAGUUGCACUACUUCUAUCAAGCUUCAGAUGGCCAGCAUAUUUAUCUCCACUCGAUCAACGCUAGAAUGUUGGAGCAUACGUACGGAUCGUUGGAAUUCGGCCCCAAAACUUUGUCGGGGAAAAUUUUGGAGAAGGAAGGCGGCUCAAUGACCGAGGAGCUCAGAAAGAAGUUGCGAUAUCUGCAGCAUUUACCGGUUACUUGUCAAUUCGAGAUAGCCGAGAUCCAAUUGAAAUCGCCUGAUGUCAACAAGGAAACCAUCGAGUAUUUUCAAGAGCAACUGGAAAUUCGAAAAAAGCGGCGUCAAAAGAGGUCCAAAGAGGAGAAGCGUCGCGAGAAACGUAUCGAGGUAGAAGAAAGUCGCAAAAUGGGGAAAUAUGUUUAUCCAAAUCUGCAUUUGGAAUCCAAUGACCAGUUUCCGGAGUUUGGUUACGAACCUAGGUUGCGAACAGAAUCUGAAAGCACAGUACCCAGCGAACUCAGUGGUUCCCCCGAUAUUCCAUCUAGCGUCUCGGGGCCCUCUUUUGCGAAAAUGUUGGCCAGCGAGAAGAAAUCGCCGGCGUGUUGGCCUUCGUUGAAAUCUGCAGCCUCUCCAUCUGAACCGAUUAGAAUGAUAAAUGCCACCGGUUCCAACAUGAGGUUGAGCGUCGGCGCUCGAGCACCGAGUGACAGCGAGCCUGAACCCGACGACUACGAAUCCGUACCAUCUUUUAAUACAAGUUUUGGCGACGCCAUCGCGCAGGCGCUUCUACAAGCAACGAAAAAAGGCGAUGAAUCUGUUCCGAUUUCUAGAAAGAAGAAGAGAGCGAAUAAAAAAAUACUGUUUGCAACAAACAUGGCUUGUUCAGAAAAAUGAAUUAA
Messenger RNA from Phyllotreta striolata, 2024 nucleotides. Lineage: Eukaryota; Metazoa; Arthropoda; Insecta; Coleoptera; Chrysomelidae. The record is from the annotation of a GenBank genome assembly.